ACACUGACUUAAAGCUUCAAUUCAAUGUUACGUGUGAUUAAUUUCCCUUUAAAUUCGGGUCAAACACAGGCUGACGAGUGGGAGGACAAGCUCCAGGACGUCACCUUCCAGAGGGUAGAGUGUAACACUGAGACCAGGGGGAGGAGAAGUCAAGAGAACUAGAGGCAUUUUGUGUCUGAGAGUUUUUAAUAAGCCUUGUUUGAUGCGUUGAGCUUCUUUAUAGCGGUGAGUAAUUCAGUACUGUAACGGGAUCUCUGAUCACAACAGUGAAGAUGGCAGGAGAUAGAAUACUGGAAAUGUGCAACAGAGGAGAUACUGAGAUGUAUUAUUUCAUGGAUGAACAAAGGGAAACUCAGCCAUGUAAAGAAUUAUCCCAUUCCAUCGAGGCAAUACUGAGGAGGCCGACAUGUGUCAGGAGAGAGAGACGAGUUCAUCGUAACUGGUCUGUCAUCAAAGAGAACACCAGAGAGACUAACCAGCUCUCAUGUACAGAAACUCCCCAAAAUAGACAACUAGAAGAUUCUCCAAAGGCAACAACAACAGACUGCAUCAAUCAGAGGAAGAAAAGGCAAACGAGGGUCACUUUCACACCGUUCCAGGUGAAGGAGCUGGAGAAAGUCUUUCAACAGACUCACUACCCUGAUGUCAAUGCCAGAGAACAGUUAGCCUCUUCCCUGCACCUCACCGAGGGAAGAAUACAGAUUUGGUUCCAAAACCGCAGAGCCAAAUGGAGGAAGACUGAAACUCUGAAGGACCAGGGCCUGAUGUCCAGACAACACAUACCAUCAGCCACUCAGGAGCUGCAUCAGUAUAACAAGCCACAGCUGCAGUCACUGUGCUGGCUGCCUUGCUGUCUGUCUAAACCCCUUCACUCAUGGCUGCUCCUCAGAUCCGCAUCCACAACAUCAAUACAUUGCCCAGAUUACAGAACUCUCUGUUUUGAUUUGCGGGGGACAGAAAGAUAGCCCCUUCACUAUUCUUACACUGAUGAUUUGAUUACACGUGGUACAAAGAUCAUAAUGACUCCGAUCAAAGUCAUUAUUGCUCAAGAGAAUUGUAGAUUACGAUCUGUAAACUAUGAUAACAGUGUAUUUUGAUGAUUUUUGCUUGAGUUUUCUAAAGUGUUGUAUCAUCCUGUCAACCUGAAAUAACAUGUUCUUGAAAGCAGCUGUGUAUUUUUAUUUUCAUGUACUUACAACGCUGACAAUCAUUGCUGACAAUGGCUACUGAAAGCAUUUUUUUUUAAAGACUUUGUGAUAAGUAUUUGUACAGAUCAAGAUUUGAGGCCAAUGCGACAUGUUUCUUGGUAGAGACGUGUUUGCGCUGUAUUAUUGUGUGCACUCACUUCUUUUCAUGACCCUACAGUUCCUUGUCAGAGAUGCGAUAUGGCACGUCCAUAAACAUCUGUUUGACUCUCUGACAACCUCACCUUAUCUUAAUUUUAGCUUGUAAAGGGAGGUUAUUGAUGGGUCAGCUUGGGCAUUUAUGGAGCCUGUUCAAUAGGAUAAAAGUAAAACUAUUGUUACCGGUAUUAUGAUGCAUUGGGGAUGAAGAGAUGUGUAAUAAUUGUGACUUAAAUGAUAAGACUGAGGAGGGGGAGAAGGUCUAAAAGCCAACCUUUUAUUGUCUCAAUGCAUCUUUAUUUAUUACAUCAACAUUACAGAUAAGUGUGAUAAAUGUGUUUCACAACAAUAAAUCCACUUGUGAGAAAGGCA
Solea solea (common sole) is the source of this 1715-nucleotide messenger RNA. Its product is annotated as homeobox protein aristaless-like 4. NCBI's taxonomy places the organism in Eukaryota, Metazoa, Chordata, Actinopteri, Pleuronectiformes, Soleidae. The record is from RefSeq and is a predicted model, not a curated record. The coding region runs from base 273 to 965 and encodes 230 amino acids. Gene Ontology annotation, molecular function: DNA-binding transcription factor activity, RNA polymerase II-specific; RNA polymerase II transcription regulatory region sequence-specific DNA binding. The transcript has 6 exons. Gene Ontology annotation, biological process: regulation of transcription by RNA polymerase II.